AUGCCAGUUGCUAAUCAGAAGAUUGCCGGUUCGAGCCCGGCCGGGAGCUCGCGUUUCAGACUUUUUGAACUGUACAAAUCGAGCAAGACGGACUCUGCGCCGGAGCCAAAGACCAAACAGGCCAAGACGAGUGAGACGCCAGAGGGACAGAAACCCACACUCACAGAAAAGGACCUCGAGUUCGACUUCGACCACUCUCAGAUCCGGGACCCGCGAGCAACGCCGGGUCGCGUCAGGCGUCCCCGGUAUGAGGAGCGCGAACUAAGUGAGGAGUUUCUGAAUAAGUUCCACAUCCCCAAGCAUAGAAACAAGCAUACGGACCCGUUGUAUUCAUUCUACGAUCUUCAUCGAUGUCACCGUAAGGGUCCAGAUGGGGCCCCGACCUAUGAUAGCGCGGGCUUUCAACUCGACUAUGAGAAAGUCGCCAAGUGGAUGAAGCCGACAAAGAAGAUCUACGACUGCUUCUUUGUUGAUGGAAAGGGUCCAGAGGGUGAAGAUGGUAGUAUUCAGGUCAUGGAUCAACUCAAAGAUCAGGUCUCCAAGGAUCUCAGGGUCCCCUGGCACCAGAUCGACCCGAAGCAGCUGAAGAAAUGGGAAGAUCAGGGGUUCGCCAAGGUGGACGCGAACAAGUGGUGGCACCGGCCAAAUCAAGUUGAGCGCGAUCGCUUCAUGAAGAUGCUAGAGGGGGCUUCACUCCGGAAGGAUCUAUAG
This is a messenger RNA of Fusarium tjaetaba, 711 nucleotides long. Its product is annotated as adenine nucleotide alpha hydrolase. The transcript has 3 exons. The coding region runs from base 1 to 711 and encodes 236 amino acids. The record is from RefSeq and is a predicted model, not a curated record. NCBI's taxonomy places the organism in Eukaryota, Fungi, Ascomycota, Sordariomycetes, Hypocreales, Nectriaceae.